This is a messenger RNA of Pseudophryne corroboree (corroboree frog), 6134 nucleotides long. It is a transcript of the gene FAM114A2, whose product is annotated as family with sequence similarity 114 member A2. The record is from RefSeq and is a predicted model, not a curated record. NCBI's taxonomy places the organism in Eukaryota, Metazoa, Chordata, Amphibia, Anura, Myobatrachidae. The transcript has 15 exons. Bases 149 to 1618 code for a protein of 489 amino acids.
CCGCUGCUGUCGGGAGCUGUCAGUGACGUGGCGGCGACGGGGGACAUGCAUCCUGCGUGACGUCAUCAGCACGGGAACCUCCGACCCAGAUCACAAAUUGCUCUUUACGGUUUCCAAUCAGUGACUUCUACUCUGCAAUGUUUUAAGCAUGUCUGAAGAAGACUGCAGUAUAAACACCGGGGACACCGGCCAGCCCCAGGAGCAGGAAAAGAUCUCGGGCCCUACGGAAAGCAGUACAAACGAGGAAAGAAAAACUGUCUCCGAACCAGUGGCCAUAACUCGCAAACGCCCAGAGUCCAAGUCUAAUAGUGCGUCCACUGAGGAGGAGGAAAACGAGACACUGGACCAGGAUACUGCUGCCAAAUCUCCAUCAUCAUCAUCAUGGGACUAUUGGGGGAGCUGGGGCAAGUCCUUAAUUUCUACUGCUACAGCCACUGUGGCGACUGUGGGACAUGGAAUCUCUUCUGCUAUUGAGAAGGCUGAGAGCACAUUGGGAGUCCCAAGCCCUGUAGAAUUGUCCUUUAAGGAUCGCCCUGCAGAGGCCUCACAAGAUGCCACUGCUGGGGGAAGUGGUGAAAUCAGAGAGGGAGAGGGCUCAUCCCCAAUUACAGGAGCACUGGGAUUCCUGUCCAGUAUCUCUACAGCAGUGCAGAGUACAGGGAAGACUGUACUUUCUGGGGGCCUGGAUGCCUUGGAGUUUAUUGGUAAAAAGACCAUGGACGUGAUUGCAGAGGGUGAUCCAGGUUUCAAAAAGACCAAAGGACUCAUGAACAGGAAUUCUACGCUGUCACAUGUGCUGCGAGAAGCAAAGGAGAGGGAGGAGCAGCGGGUGAGCGGUGAGAGUAACCCAGAGACUGAGCGACUUGCGCACUACGGGCUGUUAUUUGAUGAAUACCAAGGCCUGGCUCACCUGGAGGCAUUAGAGCUGCUCUCCAAGGAGAGUGAAGGAAAGGUGAAGUCCAUUCUCAGCGCUUUUUCAGGGGAGGAACUGGCAGAGCUCAAGCUAGAUUUAGAAUCCCUGAAGGAAGUGUUCUCAUUGGAAGAAUUUGAUGAUGAAGAAGAGGUGGAGAAGGGUGAUGAGGAUUUCCUUCAGGAGGUAUCUGCUCUGUUUCAGGAGUUACACAUCUCUGUGAGGCCUGAUAAACUGACUAAUGCACAGAAAGCUGCUUAUAACUGGAUGACUAAAGUAGAGGAGGAGAAAGUGGAAGGAGAGGAGGAUAAGGCUGAGCCACAAGAGGAGAGCAGUCAGAAGAAAUCCACUGUGGAGGAUAUCCACGAGUUUGCAAUCCGCAGCCUGGCAGAGUUGACAGCCUGCUCUAUGGAGGUGUUCCACAAAACGGCCACAUUAAUUCUGCACGGAGACACACAGGUGCCAGCAGUGUCACGGGGCAAGACCCUGUCACAAAUGACGAUUGCACUGUGCAAAGAGCUGUCACACCUAUCGAAGAAGAUGACUACUCUCCUGACAUCCGCAGGGGCAUCAGAGAAGUCGGACAUCCUGAACCCUUUAAUUACUGGAGUAUUCCUAGAGGCAUCGAACAGCGCUUCCUAUAUCCAAGAUGCGUUCCAGCUCCUGCUUCCAGUACUUGAAAUCUCCCACAUUCAGAGCAGGACGUAAUCUUUUAGUAUUUGACCAAUUAUAUUCUUUUCAGUUGUGUUAUCCUUAAACCCAGGGUGUCCCUGACGUUCCAAAUAAUAUAAAACUUUGAUUUGUGACAUGUGCUUAAUCUGAUGUAGCUUCUAAUACUAAAGUGCAAUAACCAAACCCCAGAGUAAUGGCGGCAGGUACAACACAUUUAUAUUUUGACAUUUUUCACUAAAAACCAACUACUAUACGUAGAAAAUGACUAGGCAUCCUGUGACGUGAUGUGUGUAAAUCCCAACACCGGCGCAGCAUCACCAACGUCUGACAUUAUGAAGGUGAGUAUCUGGGUACGGCUUAGGGCCCAUGGAGGAAGUGGGGGUAGGUUAGUCCUAGAUCCCCUCUCCCCCAAGGGUUAGGGUAGGGGAUACGGGAGGUAGAAAUACUUACCCCCUGCGAUGUCCAGAUCUUCAAUGUUGGGAUGCCGUGGCUGGUCAUGUGACCGCCAGCAUCCCGACCGCUGGGAUAUAGUAUAUAUUGCCCUGUGACUCUUAAAUGUUGUAUAACUAUAAGUUUCCAUAUACUGUACUGCCAGGACUGGAGUGGCAUGCUGGGACUUGUAGUUUCAUAGCAGUUUGAAUGCCACAUAAUGCCUGCCUCUGAUGUACAGCAUUUUGGUGAAAAAGACUUACUUGGAAGCUGCUGACUGGUAUUUGCCUACAGGGAACCUGAGAGGUGUUUUCUGUUUGAGUUUCUUUCUUACUCCCAUAACUGUCUGUGAAAAAAAGAUUGUGCAUUGUCUUAUAAUAUCAUAUACAGUUCUGUGGUUUGUAGCUGGACUGGGUAUUGAGCUGCACAGAAGAAGCAGUCUCUAUUAAGGUGACAGAGUUGCACCCAGUUAAAACCCCCAAAUCCCAGUAUUAUUUAGAAUUUGGUUCUGCAAAGAGCAGACCUCUAUAUGGAAUAAUGUUCCCUCUAAUGUAACCUGUAACACCAUUGGAAGUGACUGAGGAGUUCCGUGACUGCAUUAAGGGCCACAGGCAGAGUGCAAGCUACAGAGAUCCAGAGUGACUUCUGAUCUACGUACAUUUCCAGUAGCGGGAAUGUUAUUCCUUAUAGUGAUCACUGAAAUGAUGAUGUUGAUUAACAGGUCAUCCAGCCACUAUAUAAAGCAGUCUAAAUAUGUCUACACACUACAGCUUUCUGGUUAUGAUUAGGGUAAUGGUAUGAGCAAUAUCAAAAGUAAGGUUAUUUCAGUGGCCACAACACAGUUGAAGCCAUAAUUCAGGAUGGUAGAACGCCAUACGUCUGUGUGUAUAUGUACAUAUUAAUGAUUUAUGCAGCCGUCUUGCUAGUUCAGGUAACAUGAAUGAUUUUGUCCAUCAGACAAUUUCUAUAUAGACCUAAAUGGAUGUCUGCAUUAAAUAUUACACUUCCAGCCUAAACAAAUGUAUGGAGGUGAUGGUUGUAGAGCCAAGCUAUUCCCAUGCCCAGUCUUUGCUAAUACGGUGUGUUUCACAUAAGGAGGGGUUACAUGCUUACGGAUGAUUAUAAACACAGGAUGGGGUUUCAGAACAUAUAUACCAGUGCGUUUCUAGCAAUAACUAGAUGCAAACAUCAUAUUAUCCCAUAUUAUCCCUCUACCAAAAUAUGUGGGGAACAUCCAUGUCUUAUGCACGAAUUGUUUUUUGUCUUGUUGUUUAAAUGUAGAUGGUUCCUGUUAAUAAACACGUUACCCAUCUUAGAAGGUGGAAAGUGUGUACAAUUAUAUGCAAAAAGACAGAUGUUAAAAUGAUAAACUAGAACCAUAACCUGUUCCAGAUCCUGCUGGAGAACUAGUGCUCCAAUAACUGCAAGACCAGACACUGUUAUAAAUGGCAGCCAAUUAUACUGUAACAGACAGGUUUCUAGUAGAGAUUAGACAAUGAAAGCAAAUGCAAUUGGAUGCUACAGGUUAGUUUAGUUAUACUUACACCACUGCAUUAUCUUAUGGGUAAUUGUGCUCCUAUACAACAUUGCUGCCAUAUACUGUACUGGGGACAUGUACUAAGCAGUGAUAAAAGUGGAGAAGUGAGCCAGUGGAGAAGUUGUUCAUGGCAACUAAUCAGUUGCUCUGUAUAUUUUUAUAGAAUGCAAAUUAUAAAUGUUACGUCAAUGCUGAUUGGCUGCCAUGGCUCAUCUCCACUUUUAUCACGGCAUAGUACAUCUCCCCUAAAGGUUGUUAGUUUCACAUCAGGUAUUAUUGUAAUAUCUUUGAUUAAACUAAUUUUCUGUUAAUCAAAACUGCCAAUAUUCUCUUAACACCAAAUGUAUAUAUGGGUGAGAUCAUAAAAAGUAGCUUUGAGAAAUCAAAGAAUAUUUAAUACUCUCCCUAAAGAUCGCGCCAGAGCUCUGUUUAAUUUUACAGUCUUGGGGUUAUAUGCUUAACUUGUCUUCUAAUUUGCAUAUACAGGUUGAGUAUCCCUUAUCCAAAAUGCUUGGGACCAGAGGUAUUUUGGAUAUCGGAUUUUUCCGUAUUUUGGAAUAAUUGCAUACUAUAAUGAGAUAUCAUGGUGAUGGGACCUAAAUCUAAUCACAGAAUGCAUUCAUGUUACAUAUACACCUUAUACACACAGCUUGAAGGUAAUUUUAGCCAAUAUUUUUUAUAACUUUGUGCGUUAAAGUGUGUGUACAUUCACACAAUUAAUUUGUGUUUCAUAUACACCUUAUACACACAGCCUGAAGGUCAUUUAAUACAAUAUUUUUAAUAACUUUGUGUAUUAAACAAAGUUUGUGUACAUUGAGCCAUCAAAAAACAAAGGUUUCACUAUCUCACUCUCACUCAAAAAAGUCCGUAUUUCGGAAUAUUCCGUAUUUCGGAAUAUUUGGAUAUGGGAUACUCAACCUGUAUUAUCAUAAAUGUUUACAUAGCAACUACAAAUGGAGGAGGGGGGUCUGAAACAAAAAAGGUAAAUAAAGUAAACAUUUUUAAAAGCUAUUCCAAUAAACAAGUGUAAAUAAUUUGUAUUUUAAUCCUUCCUGAAAUGUGCCCCCUUUAUCUUGAAGCCCUGCCAGAGAAGCGAUUGUAGCAGAUGGUCUUCACUUCUUGAGCGUUUUGCUGUAUAAAGACUAGAUGAGGGGCUGGCAGAACUCUCUAUGUUGAUGUAAUAUGUGCUAUAUUAUCCAUCUGCUAUUAUUCUAUACAAUGCGGACCUCCUCGCGGCCCCCCUCUGGUCUUCCUACUCCUCGACUUGUGUGGCUGUGAGCAUUGGAUAGGGCAGGCUACAAGUGGGGAAACUGUAUUUAUCUGGGCUUGCACAGGAGUGGGAACGAUAGACUUACAAAAAUCAAUGUAAACGUAUGUCUCCUGGCCUGUCAUCUGCACACAGUGGCUACAGAUACUUCUAUUCUUACUGUUUACUGGUCAAAAAGUUUCAAAAACCAUUGGGUGGUGAUUAUUCCUAAUCUGGGAAAUACCUUAGUGAGGUGGGCCUGAAGACUUUAGCAGUGGAAGGGAUUACAGGACAAUAUGGCAGUGGAGAAACAAGUUAUCAUUAGCUGUAGCAGCACUACAUUCUGUAAAGUGUCCUAUUUAUAUGCUUCUGAAAUAAACCUGUCAUGUUUGGUCCUUUUGUGGUAUGACCCUGCAACAUCUCCGUUCAUUAGGAGGCAGUCAUCUCUCAGUAAAACAGAGGGAAGGCAGCCAAUGUGUGGGAUGAAGCAAUAUUCAAAGUUUGGUUAUUCACCAGGAGCUAGUGAUGUCACUGGUUACUAGCAAGCUGAUUGGUUCAGCUCAAGCAAUAUCUGCUUCCUGCUGUGAGAUGAUUGGUUCAGGAUAAGCAAUAUCUACUUCCUGUGAGUUGAUAGGUUCAGGCUAAGCAAUGUCUGCUUCCCACUGUGAGUAGGCCACAGUUUAGUUAUUUGAAAUCCUCAGACAGACUGGCAUUGCAUUUACAUGUUUGUUAGGAGCAUUUUAACUAUUGUUAUUGAGGUCACAUAGGCUUCCCCAAUGCGUUUACUUGUGAUAAGCCCAAGUAAAUGGAAUAAUUCAGGAUAAUGCAAUACACCUGAACAGUAGGUAUAACAUCACGGGGUAUAAGGCCAUUAAAAACAAUAGGGUUUAUACCUGCUUGCAUGGCUUAAUUCCUUCAAAUAUGUGUAGUUAACCCCAGUGUUUAUAGAAUGAGGCCUUAAUCUGUAUAAGAACAAAGAAAACUAGUACUACUUAGUUGCAAUAAAUGGGAGCGCAUGGAUAGAGGAGAUUGUUACUUGGCAGAUAACACCCACAACAAAGUAUGACAGAUUAAACGUGUGGGCAGGACUGCUGGCGCCAUGCUACAGCAUCUUCUAGCCAGUCAUUCACGCCACGGGAGACUGCUGUAAAUGUCCAUGUAAUUUGUCAUUGUCUAAUGUUCUCAGUACAGGGGUCUCAUUAUACUGCUGUCACACGUCAGUUCUACUUUCAUAUUUUUUAGAAACUUACCAAUAGCUCAGGAGUAAAAUCUGUAUUUUUCUGUAUGUAAAUCGGUUACUUGUAUGGAUAAUUAACCUUAAAUAAACUUGUUUAUUGCUU